Messenger RNA from Hymenoscyphus albidus, 3718 nucleotides. Lineage: Eukaryota; Fungi; Ascomycota; Leotiomycetes; Helotiales; Helotiaceae. The record is from the annotation of a GenBank genome assembly.
CCUGGCAUCUGCAACAAUUAUGCAUGCGCCUCCCCAAAGCGUCUGGUCUGUCCCCAAAAAACCUGGUCCACUUCUUUCUCUCUUUAUCUCCAUUGAUCUGCCCAUCCAGCCCACCCGACGUUCGUUUUAUGACCUACGAUUCGACUUGUACAACUCAACUCCACUCCACCUUCGUUCAACCCUUACCAUCCGCUGCCCUCCCUUCCUCCCUUCCUCGCUCCUCCCCUUCAUUCACCCUCCCUCCACAUCCCAGCUGAGCCUCAGCCUACGUAUUUGGUGCUACUUCUACUAGUCAAAGCAGCAUGUCCAUAGGAUUGUCCAAGAUAUCUUGACGCUUCCGCGCGGCACGCUUUCCUACAAUAAUACGAGCAGAGCCUGGGUCCCCGAGAAACCCGCAAAUCCACUCCAGCGCUAUCGAGCCGUCGAAACAUCGCGUCCAAUUAAUUGCCUCGACCUCGAUCAACCCUCUGCUCCUGCGACAGAUCCACGCAAUCCAUUAGACAUCAGAGGCUUGAUAGUUGGGCAUCCCAACGAAAAUCUAGCCGUUUGAUCGCCUUGGAAGGCUGGCCGAGACACGAACAAGCGGACCCUGUCCAGAUCAUCGCUUUUAUCUGUUCACUAUACCAGAUCUUCUGUACUCAAAUCCUAGCUCUAUAAACAAAUCUGCAUCUCCUCUGCGGAUUCACAAACGAGUCCUCACCCUCCGCGGGUACUGCCCAUUCUACCCACCCCUCCCGCUCCGAUCUCUACCUAUCUCCAUCAUAAUACUUGACCAUUUCGACCAUGGCACGAUUUCCUUCUUUUCCAACGUGGGCAACGGCGUUCGUUUCCACCCUUGCGGUCCUCAAUACAAUAAUACCAUCAGUUCAAGCAAACGAGCCAGAGACAAUCACCUUCACUGGUACUAAUGGCCAACCGGUAGCUCUCCUUGUGGACAGGACGCCAGCACUAUACACAGGAGAUUUUGGUGAUUGUAUGGGUGGACAAAGCUUGCUAAACCUCACAUCGUUUGACGCAGCUUACUAUGCCGAUAAUAUGACAGUUUUGUUUAACCUGGCUGGAACCAGUAAUUUGAGAAAUGAGUCCUUAAUGUGUAAGCAUUGCCAUUGAAUGGGUGAUUCGUUCAGUUCAAAGCUAAUUCUGUCACAGUACAUAUCGCUGUUGAUGCUUGUGAGUAGAUGGGUAUUUCUGGGGGAAAAAAAGCCAACGCUAACCUCUAAAUAGACGGAGAAGAUCGGUUUGACUUGAUAUUCAACCCUUGCAAUGCAAACUUCAACAGGUAAGCUUCUGCCAAGUCUCGUUCAAAGAGUUCCGCUGAUUUUACCAUUCUAGUCUUUGUCCGCUAAAUGUAGGCGUUCCAAUUAUUGGACAAGCAACCAUUCCCGUAGCACCAGCCGACGUCUCCAAUAUUCCAGCUAUCGCUCUCGUAAUACCUGAUUUCGAAGGCUCCGCGACUCUUAGGAUCUUCUCCAACCGAACGCAAACACAAAUUGGGUGUUUCGAAGCCGUAAUGAGAAAUAGUGCCAGCUUUUCCCAUCCAGAAGCUGUAGGAUCGACUCUAGGAGUUUUUGCGUUUGUAGCAGUACUAGCUUCUUUUGCGACGGCAAUCUACGGAGUUAGCAUACCCCAUAUUCGAACUCAUUACGCUCAUUCGCUCUCCGUCUUGGUUGUAUUUGAGGUUUUCCACUCAAUCUUUUUCUCUGGGGCUCUUUCACUCAAUUGGCCCAGCGUCUGCACGGCGUUCUGGAGCAACUUUGCUUGGUCCGCAGGCAUGAUUUACACGCACCCAAUGAUAAAUUCGAUCAACAAAUUCACGGGUGUCUAUGGGAAUGCAAGUCAGGCUGGCGGAGCUGGAUCUACAACAUUGAAUACAAAUGGAGGUCUUCAGCAACAGAUUUAUGGUCGGUCCUUGGGCGCAAGUAGGCAAUUGUUUGAAAGUGGAGAGCAAAUUGCAAGCCAGAUCUAUAAGAGAGCUGUUGACAGAACCCCGGGCUCAAGGCUAUAUUCCUGGGCUGGGGUUCCUGUUCAACCUGGGCUUCCUCUUCCCGGCAACUGGAGCGGAUUCGCCGGCACCCUUUCCACGGUUGACGUCCCCGCAGCGGAUGCAUUCAUGACUGGAUUCUUGUGGUUGUUAAUUCUCAUCGUCAUCCUGGUUGGUGUCACUGUUGCUUUCAAAUGGGGAUUGGAGGGACUUAGCUCCGUGAAAGUCAUCAAACAAGAUCGACUUAGCUUCUUCAGGAGCCAUUGGCUUGGAUUCACGGGACUUGUGGUUCUCCGGACAAUGUUUAUCGCAUUUUUCAUGAUCAUGACCCUGUCGCUAUUCCAAUUCUCAUACGGGGGAAAGGCUGGCCCUAUAGCCGUCGCCGCCAUCAUCUUCCUCAUAUUUUUUGUGGGCAUGCUGGGCGCUGCCAGUUACGCAUGCUUCUACAGAAUUAAAUUUGGCCACUACGAGACCGCCCCAGAUCGUCUACACUUCCAACGCACAAAGAAGAUGAAGUUUAUUCCGUGGAUCAAGACAGCCCGAGAAAGCGAGAUUGAAGGUGAUUCCGAAAAGGCUCUUUCCGUCGCAUCAGUCAAUUUCUUCCGACUAGAUUACGUGAGCAACGAUACAGAGAAACCGAGUGUCCAUGAUAACGAUGAAUAUACCAAACGCUUCGGAUGGCUAUCUGCUCGAUACCGCCGCACCAAAUGGUGGUUCUUUACCAGCUGGAUUGUUUAUCAAUUUGUUCGAGCCUGCUUUGUCGGAGGCGCUCGCGCAAAUCCCACUGCUCAAGUGAUUGGAUUGUUCAUCUGGGAAGUAAUUGCUUUUUUCAUCAUUCUCAGCAUCAAGCCAUUUGAAGGAGCAAGGAACACAGCGCUUGCAGUUUAUAUGCUUGGAUUCAGCAAGGUUGCUACUGCUGGACUAUCAAUCGCCUUUCUACCCCGGUUCAACGUUGCUCGCAUUCCUACCACCAUCAUUGGCAUUAUCAUCAUUGUCAUUCAAGGUCUCUUGGUCGUCGGUCUUCUCAUCCUGAUCGUUCUUGGCGCGAUCUCCAGUUACAUGUCGCUUACUCGGAACCGCGAGGAGUUCAGACCAAAAAACCUAGAAAACAUCCGAAUGAAAUACUUUGCUCACUUGGAACAAAAGGCUACUGAUGUCCCACCGCCUCCAACUCCAGAACCAGAAGGGCCAGUGGAGCCAUACUUUGCUGUCAAGACUGUCCGCCGGGCACCAAAGAUCGAGGACGAAGACGUUGAUUUUGUUCCGGAUCUAGACCCACAACUUCAGCCAUCCGCAUCACAAUUCUCUCUCAAUAAUCGCACCAGAGAGAGUAGGUCCAACAGCAUGGCGAACAGUAUGCGAAGCCAUCACUCGGGCUAUGGCAAUGUUCCAUACGGAGCGCGGGUCCAUAGAGCUAGUUGGAGUUCCCGUGAGUUCCAAGCUUACCACCAGGAUGAGGCGAGUCGCACGGAUUCUUUGUACGGUACGCCAGCACGAAACACUCAGAGUGGACACGUAGCCAACAAUUCAGUCGCCACAUCUACGAUUCCGCUUGUCAAGCCUAGCAUGUCGCAUGGUAGUCUACGUAGGUCGUCUCCGUCGAUUGCAGAAGAAUCUGGAGUUGUCGAGAGGCCACACCGACGGUCAUCUCCAUCGAUAGCAGAAGAAUCCGAAGUUGUCGAGAAGCCAAAUCGAUACUCGUCCCCAUCGAUAGCAGAAGAACCCGAAGCUGUGUAG